Messenger RNA from Seriola aureovittata, 2337 nucleotides. RefSeq names its product amine oxidase copper containing 1 (gene aoc1). The record is from RefSeq and is a predicted model, not a curated record. Gene Ontology annotation, molecular function: copper ion binding; quinone binding; primary methylamine oxidase activity. NCBI's taxonomy places the organism in Eukaryota, Metazoa, Chordata, Actinopteri, Carangiformes, Carangidae. Gene Ontology annotation, biological process: amine metabolic process; response to antibiotic. The coding region runs from base 48 to 2333 and encodes 761 amino acids. Gene Ontology annotation, cellular component: plasma membrane. The transcript is spliced from 5 exons.
GUGGAGAAGUAGAGAAGAGAGUUAUAUAAUAAAAGCAAAUAGAGUCAAUGGAACAAGGAAGGAUUGCUUAUCCAGCUGCGAGAAAGGAGAAGAGGAAAAUGGCCAUGAGGCUUCUCUGUCUGCUGCAGCUGGUCUGUUUGGUUGGUUGUAGUGAUUCCAGGAGAAGAGAGUGGGCUCAUCAUGGCGCCCCCAUGUUUGCCGACCUCACAGUCCGUGAGAUAAAAGCUGUCCGGGCCUACUUGCAUGGUAUUCCAGAGCUGGACCUUACUGAUGCUCGUAGCAAGACUCUGCAGAAGAACAGCAUCCUCCUGAUUGAACUCCAUCUGCCAAAGAAACAUGAAGCCCUGAGAGCUCUGGACCGUGGACAGGCCAAACCCCAACGUCAAGCCCGUGUGGUCAUCCAGUUUGGGAAAAGGACUAAACCCAGCAUCACUGAGUACAUUGUCGGUCCUCUGCCCUCCCCAAGUUCUCAUGUAGUCAAGACCUUCAAAGGGGAUAGGCCUAUCCGGUUUGAGUCAAGGCCUAUUACUGCUGCAGAGUAUGAACAUAUGCAUGACAUCCUCGUGAAGAUCACAACCAAAGCUCACAAGCUUCUGUUUGAGACUACAGGAGGGUUUUCCUUCACUGACUGCUCUGACCGCUGUCUGACGUUCUCUGACAUAGCCCCCCGCGGGCUGGGUCCAGGUGAGAGGAGAACCUGGAUUAUGUUGCAGAAGUCUGUGGAGGGUUAUUUCAUCCACCCAGUUGGGUUCGAGGUAUUGGUCAAUCAUCAGGACCUGGACCCCGAAAAGUGGACUGUCGAGAAGGUCUGGUACAACAGCAAGUACUUUGACAGUGUUGAGGAACUGGUAGAAAAAUAUGAAUCAGGAGAUGUGGAGAGGGUCAAACUGCCCGAACAUAACGACGAUGACCUCUACUCCACCUACAUCCCCCGGGGUCACAGCAACACUCCCACCAAUAUCCAUGGGCCAAAGCUUGUGGAACCUCAAGGGCCUCGCUAUCAAGUUGACCACAAUUUUGUCGAAUACUCUGGAUGGUCUUUCGCCUACCGAGUUCGCUCAACAGCUGGGCUUCAAGUCUUUGACCUCCGUUUCAAUGGAGAAAGAAUUGCCUAUGAGAUCAGCCUCCAAGAAGCUAUUGCCUUCUACGCUGGUGAUACUCCUGCUGCCAUGCAAACAAAGUAUAUUGAUGCUGGCUGGGCAAUGGGCAGCUCAACAUAUGAACUUGCACCUGGAAUUGACUGUCCAGAAAUUGCCACCUUCGUUGACCUUUACCACUACUUUGACACAGACAAACCUGUGCUCCACAAAAAUGCACUCUGUAUUUUUGAGAUGACCACUGCUAUGCCUCUGAGAAGGCAUUUCAACUCUAACUUCAAGGGGGGGUACAACUUCUACGGGGGUUUGGAAAACACUGUGCUGGUUUUGCGGACGACCUCAACGGUUUACAACUAUGAUUACAUCUGGGACUUCCUCUUCUACCAGAAUGGGGUGAUGGAGGUAAAGGUCAGCGCCACUGGAUACAUCCACGCCACUUUCUUUACACCUAACGGACUUCACUAUGGUACCAAGGUGUAUAACUAUGUGCUGGGUAACCUGCACACACACCUAAUCCAUUACAAAGUGGACCUGGAUAUUGCUGGUCGAGAGAACAGCUUUGAGUCGUUAGAUCUGAAAUUUGUCAACUUCACAAAUCCCUGGAGCCCGAGUCAUUUCAUCGUCCAGUCCAAACUCCACAAGACAGAACACAAGACCGAGCGAUCUGCUGCUUUCCGCUUUGGCAAAAAGUUCCCUCGCUAUGUGCACUUUUACAACCCAAAUGAGAAAAAUAAAUGGGGGCAGCAGAAAGGUUACCGAAUUCAGUUUAACUCACAUGCCCACAGUGUCCUUCCAAGAGGCUGGAGAGAAGAAAAUGGCAUCAGUUGGUCAAGGUACCCUCUGGCUGUGACUCGUCAUAGAGAGAGUGAAGCCACCAGCAGCAGCAUUUACACCCAGAAUGACCCCUGGGAACCUGUUGUGUCCUUUGAGGACUACAUCCGCAACAAUGAAGACAUAGUCAACCAGGACCUGGUUGCCUGGGUGACAGUCGGCUUCCUGCAUGUGCCUCACUCUGAAGACAUCCCCAACACAGCGACACCUGGCAACGCAGUGGGCUUCUUCCUCCGACCCUUCAAUUUCUUCGAUGAAGACCCUUCGCUGGCAUCCCGAAGCACCGUCAUUGUCCGGCCAGGCCAGGAUGGCAAACCAAAGGUCCAGAGAUGGACGCCUGAGGUCAUAGGUCACUGUGUGACAAACAAGCCAUUCUUUUACAAUGGCACUUAUGCAGGAGUGUAGAGGU